Molecule: messenger RNA, 4644 nt
Organism: Pneumocystis jirovecii RU7
Lineage: Eukaryota; Fungi; Ascomycota; Pneumocystomycetes; Pneumocystales; Pneumocystaceae
Product: ubiquitin-binding serine/threonine protein kinase VPS15
Exons: 13
Coding region: 1-4644 (1547 amino acids)
Biological process (GO): autophagy of peroxisome; macroautophagy; late endosome to vacuole transport
Cellular component (GO): phosphatidylinositol 3-kinase complex, class III, type I; nucleus-vacuole junction; phosphatidylinositol 3-kinase complex, class III, type II
Molecular function (GO): protein serine/threonine kinase activity; protein binding; ATP binding
Source: RefSeq, a predicted model, not a curated record
AUGCCAUUGAGUAUUGAUUCAUAUAUAUCAGAGAUUCCAGAUGUUGAGUACAGAAAAAGUUUAUGUUCUUCUCGAUUUAUGAAAACUGUUCGUUGUCAAUACUUUGAAGGGCCUAUUGUAGUAAAGUUUUUUGUAAAACCAUCUCAUUCCUAUACAUUUAAGGAUUAUAUUGAGCAGUUAGAAUUUGUUCGACAAAAAUUAUCUAAUAUCCCAAAUGUUGUUCCAUUUAGGCGUGUUUUUGAAACUGAAAAGGCAGGUUACCUUUUAAGAGAAUUUUUUUUUAUCAGUCUUUACGAUAGAAUUAGUACCAGACCUUUCCUUCAAACAAUAGAAAAGAAGUGGAUUGUGUUUCAGCUUUUGUGUGGAUUAAGGGAUUGCCAUUCUAAACAGGUUUAUCAUGGAGAUAUUAAAAUUGAAAAUAUUAUGAUGACUUCAUGGAAUUGGGUUUAUUUAGUUGACUUUUCCUGUUUUAAACCUAAAUUUUUACCUGAGGAUAAUCCUGCUGAUUUUUCAUAUUUCUAUGAUAGUUCUUCAAGGCGUGUCUGUUAUAUUGCUCCAGAGAGAUUUCUUCGUUCAGAUGAGGAAUAUGUUGGUGAAUUAACUGAUAAAAUGGAUAUUUUUAGUCUUGGUUGUGUAAUUGCGGAGCUUUUUCUUGAAGGGACUCCUUUAUUUACUCUUUCUCAAUUGUUAAAAUAUCGACAAGGUGAAUAUGAUCCAGUAUCUGCACUCUUAAAUAAGGUGGAGGAUCCAGAAGUUAAAUCUCUUAUAUGUCAUAUGAUUAGUUUGGACCCUGAAAAACGAUUAUCUGCUGAAGAGUAUCUUGAAAAAUGGAAAAAUAAAGUUUUCCCUGAUUAUUUUUAUACAUUUCUUUAUCAAUAUAUUAACUCGAUCAUGGAGCAUUCUCAAAAAAGAUACAGUGGAGUUAAUGAGAAAUUAUUAUAUAUAGAUGAUUAUAUUGAUCGCAUUUAUCAAGAUCUUGAUAAAAUUGCAUAUUCUCUUGGUUUUGAUGAUUAUGAAAAUAUUUUUAGAAAAAUAUCUUUAUCUAAGUUUUUGUAUGGAAAUUCUAUUACACGUUUUGAAAUUUAUGAACAGUCUGUUCCUAUAGUUAAAUCUGUUUCAUUUGAUAACGGUGUUUUGAUUUUUCUAUCUUUGAUUAUAUCAUCAAUAAGGAAUGCUAUUAAACCAAAUUCACGCAUAGUUGCUUGUGAUAUACUUUUGAUUUUUAGUUAUAGAACGACUGACGAAACUAAGCAUGAUCUUUGUUUACCAUAUCUUGUUUCUCUUCUUAAUGAUGAUGUACCAUCUGUUAGGAUGGCUGCUUUAUAUACAAUAACACACUUACUUGCAUCUGUAACAAUAAUAACUCCUAUUAAUAUACAUUUAUUUUCUGAAUAUAUUUUGCCAAUGUUAAAUCGUUUGGUUGUUGAUCCCAAUCCUUGUGUUAGAACAUUAUAUGCUUCAUGUAUAUCCAGUAUUGUAAAUACAGCUCAGAGGUUUUUAAAUAUGGCUGAAGCAUUUCGUUUAGGUGGCAUUUUAGAAUCUACUGAUAAUGAGACAGAGCUUGAUGAGAAUAGCUCUAGUAUUAUAAUGACGUAUGAUAAUAGUCUAGAUUAUUUGAAAAAAGCAUUUAGAGAACAUGUUAUAUCUUUGCUUACUGAUACAAAUUCUAAUGUUAGACGUUCUUUAAUGGGUUCUAUUGAGUCUCUUUGUAUGUUUUUUUGUAAACAAGAAGCUGAUGAUCUAAUUUUGAGUCAUUUAAUAACUUAUUUAAAUGAUAAGGAUUGGAUGUUGAGAUAUUCUUUUUUCGAUCAUAUUGUUGGAAUUGUAACAUAUGUUGGAAAACAAGGUUUAGAGGAAUAUAUAAUGCCAUUAAUGAUACAGGCUUUAACAGAUAUAGAAGAAUUUGUGGUAGCAAAAGUUAUAUCUUCUCUUACUAGUAUGACUGAAUUGGGUUUGUUUCAAAAAUCUAUGGUAUGGAAUCUUCUUGCAAUUUUGUUAAGGUUUACUCUUCAUCCAAAUGCUUUAAUUCGAAUAGAAAGUAUAAAAUUUAUUGUUGCGAAUAUAAAGUGGUUAAGAAAAGUUGACAUACAUUAUAUAUUAUAUUCUUUAAUAAGGCCAUUUUUGCGUUGUGAUAUUAUUGAUAUUACUGAAAUAGCAUUAUUAGAAAAUCUUCAUACUCAGAUAUCUAGACCUAUAUUUGACCUUGCUACUUCAUGGGCUAUGCAAAGUGAGAAAAGUUUAUUUUGGAAAUCUUCAAAAUCUAAAGAAUCCUUUAUGUCGCUAAGACAUGUUAACGGAAGUAAAUUUCAGUUUUUUUCAACUUCUAUUUUUUCGUCUGAGGAUGAAAUUGAGAAAGCUACUUGUUUUAAUGAAAAUAUAUGUUUAUCAGAAGAUGAUGAACAAUGGAUAAUAAAGUUAAAAAAUUUAGGGAUGACUGCUUCCGAUGAAUGGAAAUUGAAUUUACUUAAAGAUUAUAUAUGGAAGAUAGCUCAAAUAUCUUUAAAUGCUCGGCAACAUUGUGAUACUUUUUUAGUUAAAGAUCAAAUUGGUUUUAUUUCUCUUAAAACUUUGAACAUUAAUCCUAAAACUGUUUUUUUUGAUGAUCAGUUUUUAAAAUUAGAAACUAUAGCUUCACAAUUCAAUGUUUCACCUGUUUUAAAAAAUAAACUAAAAGAUGUUAAUAAAUUGGUUGAUAAACAAAUUGAAAGGGCUGAAUUAUCUCCUUUUUUUGAUAAAUCUACAUCUUUUGUUCUAUUAAAUCAAUAUGAUUCAAUAUCGCAUACUGUUUUAGAUAAGAAUUUAAAUUCUAGUCCAGUAAUGGCUACUCUGGACCAUGAUAGAAAUAUAACUUUUGAUAUUAAUAAACAAUUAGAUGAUAGUUUUCCUGAAAUUAUUCCAGAUAUUCAGGAAACUUCUACUGAUUUAACUAAUAUAAAACAUUUUGUAAAUUUGGAAUUUCUUGAAUCAACACAAAAUGAUAGUUUUUCUUCAAAUGAUAAACAAAAUAGUUUGAGUUUAAUAUAUCGAUCAGAGACUUUUUUUUUAAAUAAGACUGUACCAGAAACUUCGACUAGUACUGAAAGUGUAAUGGGGACUCUUAACGGUUCUUUAAAUCCAAAUUUGACGUUAAAUAUUAUAAAGAAUGUUUUAGAUAAUGACAUUGAUUUAAACUUAUCUUUAUUUUCUAAAGAUAUUAAUAUAUUUGGUAUGUUUUUAUUUUAUGAAAUUAAAGAAAUGAAAAAGUCUUAUUCAUCCAUUUUUUCUUCACAAAGAAUUAAUAAGAAAAAUCCUGAAAAAAUAUCUUUGGAUAAACCAUGGCAUCCUGUAGGAACUUUGGUUGCUCGUUUUUCUGAACAUUCUAAAGGGAUUAAUCGUGUAAUUGUUUCUCCAGACAAUGUAUUUUUUGUUACAGCAUCAGACGAUGGUACCAUAAAAAUAUGGGAUAUUAGUCGUCUUCAAAAAAACGUUAGUAAUAGAUCGCGAUUAACAUAUCGGCAUUCAACAAUUGCAAGGAUUAUAUCUAUUUGUUUUAUAUCUAAUACAUACUGUAUAGCUAGUGGAGCUAGUGAUGGGAGUCUCCACAUUAUAAAAGUUGAGUGUAUGAUUGAUGCUAAUUCACUUCCUAAAUAUAAACAUGUAAAAAUUCUUCGGAAAUAUGAAAUAGGAAAAGAUGAAUAUGCUGUUUGGAUGGAACAUUUUGAAACUGAUCAUGAAUCCAUUUUAAUGAUAGCUACAAGUUUGUCAAGAAUAAUUGCAUUAGAUAUCCGUACUAUGAAAGAGCUUUAUAAUUUAUUAAAUUCACCUUGUCAUGGGACUCCUACAUGUUUUUGUAUAGAUCAACAAAAAACAUGGUUAUUGCUUGCUGGUACGCAUGGUAUUUUAGACUUGUGGGAUUUAAGAUUUCAAAUUAAAUUGAAAUCAUGGGGCUUACCUGGUGCUUCUAAAAUUCAUCGAGUUUCAUUGCAUCCUAUAAAAGGCUGUGGGAGAUGGGUAUGUGUAGCUGGUGGAUGUAGUCAAAAUGAAGUUACUGUCUGGGACAUAGAGAAAAUGCAGUGUCGUGAGAUAUAUAGAGUUGCAAAAGGCAAGGAUAAUGGAAAAGGUUAUGAACCAUGGGAAAUUGAUGAUGAAAGCUCUGAAGGAAUUUUUGGGAAAUAUAUUGGAGAUACUAACAGAUUUAAUUUUGACGACGAAGUGUCUGGAUAUAAUAGAGGUAUAUGUGCAAUGGCAGUUAGUACAUGUGGUUUAUUUGAUGGAAUUGUUUCUGAUAUUAAAAAUCAUGGUUUCAUUCUAUUUUCUGGGACAGAUCAAAAAAUAAGAUUCUGGAGUUUGGAUUCUAAUAAUGCAAAUAAAGGCUUUGUUAUAAGUGGAUUAGAACCAGAAGAAGAAAUGCCAAUUUAUACAACAUCUCAUCUUACUCCAACUUUGGUUCUUAAUGUUGAGCAGCCUGCUUUAUCACUUUCAACUGAUGAAAAUGUUUCAUCGAAAUCAUCUUUAAAAAUACCCCGUUCUACAUUUAUCUUUCAACAACAAAAAUAUGUCUUUAAAAAUCAUAUAGAUUUAAUUCAAGAUAUUGCAUUUAUUCAAAAUCCAUAUGAAAUGGUUAUUUCUGUUGAUCGUUCUGGUAUUAUUAAUGUUUAUGUAUAA